CUCUGAAACACACAAUAAAACUCUUUGAUUUUGGCACCGAUAGUAAUUCUGUCUUAAUUGUAACCUUGACACUUUUGACGUUAUUAUUUAAUUUUCUUUAUCAUCGACAGCAUCAAAAUAAAAAUCAUAUAAAAUGAAAAAACUUAAUAGAAUCGCUAAAGAAUUAUCACAAAGAAAAACGAUUCUAUCCAAACUAACAUCAAAAAACUCAUGCAUUGUUUAUAUACUCAUUCUUUUUUGUAUAAUUAUUAUGGUUCAAACUACGAUGGUGUAUUACGAAAAAUUGAUCGUGUUUCGCUGGGUAAAAGGAAAAGGUUUACAAAUUUCUAUUGAAAAUAGUGUAAAAUAUCCAAAUAAUAAUUUUGAUGAUAAUUGUAAUAUCACGAAAGAAAUGUUAGUUAUAAUAUCAUCUUCCCCAUCCAAUUUCGCCCAACGAGACGUAAUAAGAAAAACUUGGGGAAAUGAAAAAUUUUUGGCUCCAAGAUCGAUAAAGAUUUACUUUUCAAUGGGAACUCAAACGAAAUAUUUGGAUAAUUUAAAAAACGAAGCAUUUAAUCAUAAUGAUUUAAUUUUAUUUAAUUUCAGCGAUUUGGACACUAAUAAUACAUUUAAAUCAUUGCACCUAUUAAAUUAUAUUUUUAAUAAUUCUUAUGAUUACAUCGUAAUAACAUCUCAAGACGUUUAUUUGAAUCUUCCGAAACUAUACGAUUUUCUCCCAAAAUGUCCCGUUGGUUUAAUGAUGGGUAAUUUGAUAAUUGAGGAACCUAAAAUUUAUAAAAUAUGUGUUAACUUUACUUGCCAAAUAUUAAAUUACACCGAACAUUUAAGAGAAACUACUUACGUUGCUUCGUUAGAUGUGAUUAAAAAAUUUUAUAAAACGACUAAAAUUUAUAACGAUGGUUCUUUAAUAAAGAACGAUUUUAUAACAGGAUUUUUACCCACUAUAACAAACGUAACAUUGGUGAACCACCAUAUGUUUACUUACAUGGAAAAUGUAAUUGAUCCGUGUAUUUUGGAGAGUGUUAUCGUUUCUCAUAAGUUAACACCAGAAAAAAUUAUUGAGGCUCACGCAAAUAUUAUAGGAUUACAAUAUAACCAACAAAUUUGUGAAGGAACCAUUGUGUUUGGAUCCAAAAUAAAUGCUAACGAUUCAAGUUUACUACCCCCUAUUUUCGAUAAGAAGAUAUCUUUAGGUCCUCGUAAUCCUUUUGGUCCACACAUUAUAAUUAAUUAAUAAUUUUAUGAUACACAUUUUUGUACAUCAAUAAAUAUGCAAAAAGUUGA
Messenger RNA from Onthophagus taurus, 1284 nucleotides. Its product is annotated as lactosylceramide 1,3-N-acetyl-beta-D-glucosaminyltransferase A-like. Gene Ontology annotation, molecular function: hexosyltransferase activity. Lineage: Eukaryota; Metazoa; Arthropoda; Insecta; Coleoptera; Scarabaeidae. The record is from RefSeq and is a predicted model, not a curated record. Gene Ontology annotation, cellular component: Golgi membrane. Gene Ontology annotation, biological process: protein O-linked glycosylation.